Messenger RNA from Microplitis demolitor, 3743 nucleotides. It is a transcript of the gene Ror, whose product is annotated as tyrosine-protein kinase transmembrane receptor Ror. Gene Ontology annotation, biological process: cell surface receptor protein tyrosine kinase signaling pathway; positive regulation of kinase activity; multicellular organism development. NCBI's taxonomy places the organism in Eukaryota, Metazoa, Arthropoda, Insecta, Hymenoptera, Braconidae. The coding region runs from base 96 to 2891 and encodes 931 amino acids. The record is from RefSeq and is a predicted model, not a curated record. Gene Ontology annotation, molecular function: ATP binding; transmembrane receptor protein tyrosine kinase activity; protein binding. Gene Ontology annotation, cellular component: membrane; signaling receptor complex. The transcript is spliced from 5 exons.
UGCCCGAAGCACAUUCGUGACUUGAUCUAAAAGAAAAAGGGAAUUUCCCUUUUCCUUUUUUUUUAUUUUAUUUUUUUUUUUACUUGGGAACAAAAAUGAACAGCCGGAGAUAUUGGAUUUCUUGCAGCAUUGUUUCGCUCUGCCUGUUUGCCACCACGUCAAUAGCUCAAACGAUCGAGAACACGACACUGCCUGUUUCAAUUCCCGUGUCACUUGUGUCUGAAAUAAAACGAGAAAAUGAAGGAGCUGCGGAGAAUCUCGAGUUUAUUGAAAAAAAAAAUGCUGAGCUUGCAAGUACAAAAUCUUUAUUGUCAAUUACGGAAAAAACUACGACGAUUAUCACCAGUGCAAGACCAAAACUCCUGGAAAAGAUAGUACAAAGUACGGAAAUAAAUAAUCCACCUGAAAUUAUUUCAACAACUAAAACUGCUGAUGUACCUGGUCACAAAGUCAAUAACGAGGAUGAAUGCGAGAUAUAUGUUGGAAAAACGUGUGCAGAGUUUGUAGGAAAUCAGUCGGUUCAUAUUCCAUAUCCAGCGACACAAAAAAUGUUGGAAGAAAAACUUGUCCAGGCAUUUGGAGUAAUUAAUUAUUCAAAAGAUAUUUCACCUAAUUGCGCAGUCUACGCAAAGCCGUCGCUGUGCUACUCGACAUUUCCAAUUUGUCGUGAUCGUCCUUUAACGAGAGCUAAAACAAAAACGUCAAACUUAAGCUUACAACUAUUUAAUUCAUUGAAUUCAAAUGACCAAGCGGAUCCGCUCGACGACGAAAAUGAGGGCAGUGAUGAAAUUUUAACAGUUCCUGGUAAAAUUCGCAGGAAACGAAGUGGAUUAAACCGUCGAUCAUCAUGGAAUCAAGAGAAAAGUGGUAAAAUAAUAGGUCAAAGAUACGGAGAACCAAAGUCUGCGAGGAAGGAUUUGUUGAAUAAAAAAUUACGGCAAAUAUGCCGUGAAGAUUGUGAGAUUUUAGAGAAUGAAUUGUGUAGAAAAGAAUAUGCUAUUGCUAAACGACAUCCUCUGCUUCAGCAAUUAAGAUUGCCCGAGUGUUCAGAUUUACCGGUGCAAGGAACUAAAGAAGCCAUUGAUUGUCUGUCGCUUGAUGUACCAAGUAUACAAAACGCCGAGGAAGACGUGAACUGUUAUUGGGGUAACGGUAUUACUUACAAUGGAACUGUCAACUACAGUAUAUACAACCGUCCCUGCUUAAAAUGGCUGCAUCAGUUUAAUCUUCAGAUCUCCGAGUAUCCAGAGUUACGUGGACGGCACUCGUACUGUCGAAAUCCCGGUGGCAAGGAAGCACAGCCCUGGUGUUACGUCGAUGUCAAUAAUAAAAUGCAGAAAGAACCAUGUAGGAUAAUGAAAUGCGUUGAUAAGAUUUGGAUUUAUGUGACAAUUAGUUUUGUACUAUCAGCAGGAUUUAUCUUUACACUCGCUUGUUAUUGCUGUUGUUAUCGGAACAGAAAAUCCCGACGGCGACCCUCAAAUACUUUACCUUGCGGCAAAAUGAUGACUGGAGUGCAGUGCGAUAAAAAUAUUUAUGACGGCAGACGCAGUACAACACAACCCAUUGAAAUGACAUCUUUAUUGACAUCUGGAGGUGCCACUACUCCCGGUACUGGAACUCUCAACAGCGUAUCUAGCAGUAGAUCGUCAGCUACGCGAUGUGUGCCCCAGUACUCAUUGGAAAACGUAUCUUUGCUUCAAGAGUUAGGUGAGGGAGCAUUCGGCAAAGUAUACAAGGGAGAAUUGUUGCCGGUACCUGGUACAAAACUUCAAGAGCCUGUUUACGUUGCAGUAAAGACGUUGAAAGAAAAUGCGACACCUAAAACGCAGAGUGAUUUCAAACGAGAAGUCGAUCUUAUGACUGAUUUACGACAUCCCAAUAUUAUUUGCCUUCUAGGAGUGAUUUUAAAAGGCGAGCCAAUGUGCAUGUUGUUUGAAUACAUGACUCAAGGUGAUUUGCACGAAUUUCUUAUCCACCAUUCACCCCGAUCCGAUGCUCCGAUCAACAAUGAAGGAAAAAUUCUCGAACAACCAGAAUUCCUCCACAUAGCUCUCCAGAUUGCCUCGGGAAUGGAAUAUCUAGCAAGUCAUCAUUACGUCCAUCGUGAUCUUGCCGCGAGAAAUUGUCUUGUCGGUGAAAAUUUAACUGUUAAAAUAUCCGACUUUGGAUUAUCUCGAGACAUAUAUAGCAGCGAUUACUACAGAGUUCAAUCAAAAAGCUUAUUACCAGUUCGAUGGAUGCCGCCGGAGUCUAUUCUCUACGGAAAAUUUACUACCGAGUCAGAUGUAUGGAGUUUCGGGGUAGUCCUAUGGGAAAUUUAUAGUUACGGUCUUCAGCCUUACUACGGCUAUAAUAAUCAAGAAGUCAUUGACAUGAUUCGUUCACGACAGUUAUUACCCUGUCCUGAGGACUGUCCCACAAUGAUAUACAGUCUUAUGAUUGAGUGUUGGCACGAAGUUGCAAAUCGUCGCCCGCAAUUUCCGGAGAUUCACCAUCGACUGCACAAUUGGUACGUCAAUCAGACUUACCUGACCAACCAACAGAAGACCACCAGCGCCAGCGGGGGUAGCAAAGUCGGUUCUCCCGCACUAUUAGCUCACGAUUCACUUGCUCGUAAAGAUAAUUUCAGGAGCAGCUCGGAAAUAGUGUCCGUAAGGAAGACUGAAAGUCAAGGCAGUGUUAGUAAUUUAAAUUCAACAAUUAACAAUGAUGAUAAAUCUUGUUAUUCCCCAAAACUAAGUGGAGCAAAAAGAGUUUUACCCGUCAGCCCGCCGCAUCAAGUCGGCAGGAGCUCACCGGUUGCCAAGAAUGCCCAAAAUGGAGCACAAACGGUCGUGAGACUCGCGGAUCCAACAAAAGUUGGUACUGAAACUCGACUUACUAAGUGAAUUAUUUAUUUAUUUUAUUUAUUAAUUAAUUAAUUAAAUAACUAAGUGGUCUAAAAACAAUUUUAAGAUAAUAUUUAUGAUGUUUUUUGAUACUCAGAGCUGCUGAGUAAUGACUGAAUUUAUAAAUAUUGUAUUUCGUAUUAUUUACUUGUAUACAAUGUCACAUGUAGGAUUGAUCUCCUAGCAAUAAUUGUCAACGUCCUAAGUAUUAAAAAAAAUAUUAGCUCACUGCGAUGUCUGUUAUCGCAAACCAUUUCUUAACCAAAUGGAUACAAUAAUUGUAUGUGUUCUUUAAAUUUAAAUUUGAAUUAAAAUUUAAAUUUUAAAAAUGAGGAUAAAAAAAAACUACAACAGCAAGACAUUAUUUGUAAUGUACGAUGUAUUUAAAAUAAAUACUUAUGUCUAGGUAAAGAUCUAAGUGUGUUGAGUGUUGUAAAAGUUUUUCAAUUGCUCAGGACCUACGGAGCAAUGGAAGCAAAAAUAAAUUAAGUAUUUUACCGGCCUGCGCACCCAAUGCGGUGGAUAAGGAAUUUUAUAUUAUUAACGAUGUACUUAAAAGUUCAGUACCUAGAAUUAGUCAGCGGUAAUUCUUAUCCAUUAUAAUGAAUAACUGGAUUUAACUUUAUUUUAAAUUAUUUUUUUUAUCGGAAAAAAUUUGAGGAAUAAAAGACGAAGAGGAAGUAAUUAAUUUACAUGAUUAAUUAUGAAUAAAAAAAUUAAUUUUCUUUUUAAAUUUAAAUGACGAGUACAGGAACUGAUGAAUUAAAAUUUAUUGUUUUUAUUUAUUAUUGAUUGAUGUUCGGUAACUCGUCAUAUAUACAAAGCCAUCAUUUACUGAUAUUUAUAUUUAUA